Molecule: messenger RNA, 894 nt
Organism: Seminavis robusta
Lineage: Eukaryota; Bacillariophyta; Bacillariophyceae; Naviculales; Naviculaceae
Source: the annotation of a GenBank genome assembly
AUGAUUGAUAUUGCCUGUCUCUUUGCCGCUUGCCUCUUUGUGGUGGGCCAAUCCCUCAGUGUCACUUACAUGGUCAAGCUGCAACAAAAGCAAUUCUUUGACUAUGCCGAGUUUACCGUCCUGGAUCCGGACUACAUUCAACAGGACUGGCAGUUUCGUCGAGAGAAUCAAGCCCUCGAAAUUGCGGGUGGAUUCAUCAAUGCAUUUUCCUGGCUCUUCUUUUCCAUCCCCAUGAUCCAACUGGCCAUUGUCCUCAGCCGCGGUGGAACCCGUCUCUUGUCCACCCACAUGUUCAUUGGGGUAUUGGUCAUUUCCGGGUGUGCCAUGGAAUUCUUUGCCCGAUUCAUGCAUCUGGGAAUUAUUCAAUGGGGAAACUGGCUCUCGCUAGAGUACAAUUUGCAACAUUGGGUAUCACCCACCAGCAACGACAAUAUCGGAUGGAGGACGCUCGAAGUCAGCCAUUUGAUCAGUUUUGGAACUGUCAUUUGGAUUGACUCGUUCGAAUUCUUGUGUCUCGGAUUUGCCCUCGUCUUGGUAUACGCAUCCGUCAACAGCUUGCCCGCCGAUGGUCCUCGGAUCAGUCGAUCUUUGGCCGGAUUUGCUCUCUUUAUUGGACUCUUUAGUUUGGCCGACUUUGUCUCGGGUGUGCUUCGUCUACGCGAUUGGAGUACCUUCCGAGUCUUGACCAUGCUCAUUUCCAUCAUUAAUCGAUUGGUCCUACUCCCAAUCUUCUUGCUCUGUUUGGGAUGUCAAUUGCCGUAUGCCGUCCAUCAGCACAAGGAAGCGGUCGAAGCCGGUGCCAACACCCAGAGGUCGCGUCAUUGGGUCGAUUCCCAGAGUACUCCUUCGAAUGAUACCGGAGUGGAAUUGGUUUCGCAGCCGGGUGAAGAUUAA